AUGGCCAACGACGAGUACGACUUCCUCUUCAAGGUCGUCCUGAUUGGAGAUUCUGGUGUCGGUAAAUCCAACCUCUUGAGCCGUUUCACCCGCAACGAGUUCAACCUUGAUUCAAAGUCGACCAUCGGUGUCGAGUUCGCUACGCGCAGCAUCCAAGUCGACAACAAGACCAUCAAGGCUCAGAUCUGGGACACCGCCGGUCAGGAGCGCUACCGCGCCAUCACCUCCGCCUACUACCGUGGUGCCGUUGGUGCCCUGCUCGUCUACGACAUCAGCAAGCACCAGACAUACGAAAACGUCACCAGAUGGCUCAAAGAGCUGAGAGACCAUGCCGACAGUAACAUUGUCAUUAUGCUGGUUGGAAACAAGUCCGAUCUGAGACACUUGCGCGCCGUGCCUACCGAGGAGGCCAAGCAGUUUGCUAGCGAGAACAACCUCUCAUUCAUUGAAACCUCUGCUCUGGAUGCCAGCAACGUUGAGCUUGCCUUCCAAAACAUCCUCACAGGUAUGCAUUCCACGUCUCAGUGCCAUGAUUCCAUCUCACACGUGCUCCAGNAAAUCUACCGCAUCGUUUCCAGCAAGGCUCUCGAUCAAGGCGAGGGCAAGGAGAGCGGUCCCGGCAGCGGUGCUCCCGUCAGUGUCCCCUUGACCAAGCCUGCCGACGGUAACGCAAAGUCCGGCCAGUGCUGCUAA
Messenger RNA from Aureobasidium uvarum, 693 nucleotides. The record is from the annotation of a GenBank genome assembly. Lineage: Eukaryota; Fungi; Ascomycota; Dothideomycetes; Dothideales; Saccotheciaceae.